ACCCUGCGACGGUUAAACUGCUACUUUUGCUGUGUAAUCCGAACAGGCGCAGCUUCAACGCGGUUCCAGCGUCUCUGUUUUUCCUGAUAAUCCUCAUUCUGCUUGUUGGACGCCAUGGAAUAUUUAAUCGGGAUUCAGGGGCCGGACUAUGUGCUGGUCGCUGCGGACAAUGUUGCUGCCAGCAGCAUUAUUCAGAUGAAACACGACUACGACAAGAUGUUCAAGCUGAGUGAGAAGAUCCUGCUGCUGUGUGUGGGCGAGGCCGGGGACACGGUGCAGUUCGCCGAGUACAUCCAGAAGAACGUUCAGCUCUACAAAAUGAGGAACGGUUAUGAACUGAGUCCGUCAGCAGCAGCGAACUUCACCCGCAAGAACCUGGCAGACUAUCUACGGAGCAGGACGCCGUACCACGUCAACCUGCUGCUGGCGGGCCACGAUGACGCUGACGGACCGGGCCUGUUCUACAUGGACUACCUGGCGUCUCUGGCCAAGGCGCCGUUCGCCGCCCACGGAUACGGCGCCUUCCUCACCCUGUCCAUCCUGGACCGGUACUACCGACCAGAUCUGACCCGGGAUGAGGCUGUGGACCUGCUGAAGAAGUGCGUCGAAGAGCUCAACAGACGCUUCAUCCUGAACCUGCCGUCCUUCAACGUUCGUCUGAUCGACAAAGACGGGAUCCACGACAUGGAGAAGAUCUCCAUCGGAACCAAGUGACCCGACCCGACCCGACCCGAUUCUUUUUGUACUCAGGCCUUUGUUCUGUUCUGUUCUGUUCUAAUAAAAGAUCCCCAGUAGAAA
Messenger RNA from Fundulus heteroclitus (mummichog), 798 nucleotides. It is a transcript of the gene psmb2, whose product is annotated as proteasome 20S subunit beta 2. Gene Ontology annotation, molecular function: peptidase activity. Gene Ontology annotation, biological process: proteasomal protein catabolic process. The record is from RefSeq and is a predicted model, not a curated record. Gene Ontology annotation, cellular component: proteasome core complex; nucleus; proteasome core complex, beta-subunit complex. NCBI's taxonomy places the organism in Eukaryota, Metazoa, Chordata, Actinopteri, Cyprinodontiformes, Fundulidae. The transcript is spliced from 6 exons. Bases 115 to 714 code for a protein of 199 amino acids.